Molecule: messenger RNA, 3228 nt
Organism: Apiotrichum porosum
Lineage: Eukaryota; Fungi; Basidiomycota; Tremellomycetes; Trichosporonales; Trichosporonaceae
Gene: TEL2
Product: telomere binding protein
Exons: 4
Coding region: 1-3228 (1075 amino acids)
Biological process (GO): protein stabilization; telomere maintenance via telomerase
Cellular component (GO): cytosol
Molecular function (GO): Hsp90 protein binding; telomeric repeat DNA binding
Source: RefSeq, a predicted model, not a curated record
AUGGAGGACCCAGCGUCCGCGCUCCGCAGUCUGCGCGAUGCGCUCAAGGCGGGUAUCCAGGACGUGGACGACUUUACAUUCCGCCUCUCGUCCACGCUCGACGUGCUCGGCCUUGCCCCACCUGGAGGCGCGUCCAUUGUCGUUGCUGUCUCGCCUUCCUUCGGCGCCAAGGACACGGCAGCCGUCACCCGCUACCUGCCUGCCGUCCAGCAAGCACUGGUAGGUGCCGUACCGACCUUCCUUCCAGCUCUGGAUACGCGCGGUCAUGCCCUCCUCGACGCUUUCUUUGCGCCCCAGCCGCGCGCGGCCCCGCUCGAGAACACCGUUGCGCUCGCCGCAUACCUCUCCCUCAGCGCCAUGCUCGCUCCCAACCCGCCCACACCGCUGGCAGUGCCCGCGCGCGAGUUUGUGCUUGACACUCUUUUGCGCUUGACAAACCUAUACAGCGUUGACGCGCUGUAUACCGCCGUGUUCGGUCGCAGCGGGGACAGGACCAAAGGGAAGGGCAUUGACUCGGCCCUUUCGCUCAUGUGGGACGACGCGGUGCGUUCCGCUUGCAGCGUGCCAGCCAAGGUGGCCAACGCAGUGGGGCGGUGGAAGGACAAGGACGCAAGCAAGCUCGAGGUCCCAUCUGCCCUCGUGCCGCGGGCAUACUUUGACCGCUUGUCGGCUCGCAUCGAGGGCUUGACCUACACCGUCGCUCAGAACGGUGACGACCCGGCCCCGCUCCGCCUGUUACUGGAGAAACUCGUCACACUGGGACUCUUAACCCCCACCCCAGAACCCAGUCCAGCUCCAGCUCUCCUCCCGGGGUUCCUCCCGCGCACACUUGAACACCUCCACCCGCCAGCCCUUGCACAACCUUACCCGGACGCGUUCUUCCCGUCGCUCCUCCUCCCACUCGCGCCGGCGGCCUUGACAGCGUUUGCGGCCGGUUUCCUCACAUAUAUCCCGUAUCACUUGACGCCUCCGUCCCUCGAAAUCCGCCCAGAAGAGCGUGUCCGCCGCGCAGCGACGGUCCUCGCCCAGCUCCUUGGCCCGCCGGUCGUGGGAGGCGAGGCGUGGACAGCGGUACUUUCCGCCCUGCUCAAGAAGGGCGGCGGAGGGAGGGAGGAGAUCCAGAAUGCCCAGAGGCGAAUGGUGGUGGCCUGGGUUGGGACGGGCGGUGCGCCAGCCGCAAAAGCGUUGAUAGACGCCGUGAUGGACGCGUGGGGCGACCCCAAGCACAUCCGGUUCGGGUCGUACUCGCACCAGUUUAACCUCACACACACGCUCGUCCUCUCGCUCUCCCUUCUGCCGCCCAUGGACCCGCACCUCGUCGCGGUUUCUCACCGCGGCCGCUUCCUCCACGCCGUCCAGGCAUACCUCUCGCACCCAGACGGCAAAAUUCGUCGCCUGGGCAUGCUCGUCGCUGAGAUUAUCAGCGAACUCACACUCAUUGAGGACGGAGAUGGCGAUACGGGACCCAGCCCCGACGACGAGAUGGACGACCUCAAAGCGGCGCUCGAGGUUGACGACGAGACGGGCGAGCCAACGUUCAAGGCCCCAAAGCCGCCACGUGGGUCCAAGAGGCUCAAGUUUGGGGGUAUGUGGGACGGUACUGGGGACGGUAGGGAGGAGUGCCGUUUGCUCAGGCUGUGUGUUGGCUUGCAGGACGGCAACGCUAUUCUCUCGCCUGACUCCGGAGGCAAGGCGUGGAUGUUGGGUUGGGAAGUGGACAAGGUUGUCCCCGAGCCUGCCCCAGCGACCGCAGCGUCAAACCCGCCACAGCCUGCACGAGCCGAGCGCGGCCGUAAACCGCGCCGCUCAAAGCCUCAGCCCAAGGUCGUCAUGCUGGACGAUGACCAGCUCGCGGACCCGCUGCAGGGCUACGAAUCUGCGCGGUCGUCAUCUCGCUCGCCGUCACCCACACCAGAGUUUUUAGCCGAAAUCACCGCCGACCCGUCCUUGGCUGUCGAUGCCGCAAAGAAGCGCAAGCUCAAGCGGCCAGUGUACGUCCGCCAGCUCGCCGAGCUGCUGCGCGAAAAGGACAAGCCCGACAGCAUCGAGAUGGCACUCCAGUGGGGCGAGGGUCUCGUCCGUGCCAAACGCAACUUUGGAGGCGAGGUGACCGAGAACGCCGUGGCCGUAGCUGCCGCUGCCAUUGGGCUCGCCGACCCGUUCAAGCUUGACAAGUUUGAGGAGCGCCGCCAGGGGCUGCUCACUGCGCUGGUUGCGUGCUCGCCACGCAACGUACCACCAUACCUCGCCGAGCAGUACUUCUCUGCGAGCUACUCGCUCCUCCAAAAGUCCGUCAUGCUUACGGCCAUUUCCAUGGGCGCGCGCGAGCUUGCUGGCCUCUACGUCCCAGACGCACCACGGGCGAACCGCGCCAUUGAUUUCCCCACCAAGACUCUCCCGCCGGCUUUACACGCCCGCUACGUCGCUCCCGAGGACACACCCAUCGGGGGCCAGCUCGAGGAAGCGGUCGCGGGCAUGCGCAACCUCCUCCUGUCAAAGGGCGCCAAACAGGGCGAGGACACUGUUCCCGAACUUGGCCGCGAGCGCCGGCUUCGCGUCGGCGUCAACAAGCGGCGCAAGGUGCCCGACGGCGUCGUCGAAGUGGACAGCAUGGACGCGUCGUCGCAGCAGCCUCCCGUCGAGCCGUACACCGCCGUCGCGGCAGAGUACUUUAUUCUCCCGCUCGUAAAUCGUUUCUGGGACUACUUCCAGGAGGCGAGCGUGCGCGAGUCGCGUGCCAUUGGCCUCGGCGCACGCUAUCGCGGCGCAGGCACCGGUCUCGUGCUCUCCCCGCCAGCGCUGGAAAAGUUCCUCUUGACACUGGCGUUGCUCGUCCACGCGGCCCGCCACGCACCUACGUUCCUCGCCGUCGUGGUGCCCACCACCCUCGAGCUGGCCGUCACCGUCGGCGCGCGCCACCCCGCCGCGCCAGACGCGCCAGAGUCGGAGGGCAACGACGCACACGUCGUCGCCGCCGCCCUCGACCUUGCACUGGCGGGACUCGACGCCGCUGUCGACCUCGACAAGGGCCGGACACUUGCGGUCGAUGCGCCCCAGCUCGUUCUCGCCACGGGCGAAUGGGCCAGUGCGGUGUUUAGCGCCGAGAGUGGCGGCGGCAAGGUGGCCGGCGGCGCGGCCGGCAGGAAGGAAGGCAGGGUGCGUGCGGCUUCGGCGGGCGUGCUGGUCAAAGUGGCGGAGAUUGGAGAGAAGUGGGGCGCGCCGAGGUAG